AUGUCGGAAGGGGAGAGUAAGGACAGCUCCGGCAGCGAGUGUCCCGUGUGCUAUGAGAAGUUCCGUGAUCUGGAGGGCGCCAGCCGGACGCUGAGCUGUGGCCAUGUGUUCUGCCAUGACUGCCUAGUCAAGUACCUACUCUCCACCCGCGUGGACGGGCAGGUCCAGAGGACCAUUGUCUGCCCCAUCUGCCGUUACGUCACCUUCCUCAGCAAAAAGAGCUCCCGCUGGCCCUCCAUGCUGGACAAGAGCUCCCAGACCCUGACUGUGCCAAUGGGCCUGCCCUCUGGGCCACCAUCAGACACCCUGGGCCACACAAACCCCCUGGCCAUCUCCCAACCUGUCUGGAGACCAUCCCCAAGUCAGAGUGGCCAGCUCCCCUUGGACCUGCUGCCCAGCCUGCCCCGGGAGCCACAGAUCUUCAUCAUCAGCCGCCAUGGGAUGCCUCUGGGGGAACAGGACAGUGUCCUGCCGCGGCGCAGCCUGGCAGAGCUCUCUGAGGCAUCCCCGGCACCCAGCUCCACCCGGUCAUUCUGCUGCCGCUCCCGGGCCCUCCUGCUCAUCACCCUCAUCGCUGUGGUGGCUGUGGUAGCCGCCAUCUUGCCCUGGGUGCUGCUGGUGAGGAAGAAGGCAUGA
This is a messenger RNA of Pteropus alecto (black flying fox), 636 nucleotides long. It is a transcript of the gene RNF222, whose product is annotated as ring finger protein 222. Lineage: Eukaryota; Metazoa; Chordata; Mammalia; Chiroptera; Pteropodidae. The transcript has a single exon. The record is from RefSeq and is a predicted model, not a curated record. The coding region runs from base 1 to 636 and encodes 211 amino acids.